GGAAAUACAUUCAGGGCGUUCAUAAUCCUCAUAUAGAUAGCUCAUAAAUAGAUAUUAUUUUGGUAUUCUCUAAAAUUUUUAUAUAAUUUUGAAAAUUCUAGAAUAAUAUUAUUAUUAUUGUCAUUUUUGUAAUUGAGUAAACGUCCACCUUCAGCUUGAGCGUUGAAUGCUGACGUCUUAAUUUCCUCAAGAGAGACAGUCUCAUUUGUCAAAAGUUAAGUCAAGAGUGAGAGUGAGUUGUGAGUGUUGAGUCUGUUGCCUAAUUUGUGAAAGGAGUGGAAUAACCAAAGAUGUCGUUCAAUCCAUCGGCCAAUCCUGGUCGAAUAGUGUGGAUGGGUGGCAUUAUAAAGCCUUACAUGACAGAAACAUUUAUAGUGACUGCAUUUCUGAAAAUGGGACAUAGACUCUUAGUGAAAUUGGGCAAGAGGAAGAAGAUCACUGAACCUCCUGGAUAUUGCUUUGUUCAUUUUGCAAGUGAGGAAGAAGCAAAAAAGGUUUUGAAGAAUCCGGCAAAGUUCUUCUUGAGUACAGUUGGAGUGAAAAAUCUUCUACCAAGUUAUAAUGUUUGGCUGUACGAUCUAUCCCCGGAUGUUGACGAUAAUAUUCUACAGAAAACAUUCUCUUCCCGUUAUAAAACUGUUACACAAGCUAAAGUUAUUCUUGACUUGACGGGAUACAGCAAAGGCAUCGCUCACAUAAAGUUCAGCAGUGAAGAUGAACAGAAGCAUUGUUUGAAUCAUAUGAAUGGAUUCAAAGGCCUUGGAACCAGGCCGUUGAAAGUAUCAUCCUCCCUCAACUCCCAGCCUAAUGUGGGCAAAAAGAUAUACCGUAUAUAUGGCUCUGGAAAUAGCUCAUCGCAAAACUCAGCCUACGGAUUUGAAAAGUCCUACUGGAACAAAUAUGCAGCCUGGCAAAAUAGUUUCAGAGAUCCAGUCCACUAUAAUUUUGCUACCGAGAUGGCUACUAUAAAUAUCAUUGAAACUUCUGUUCAAAAAGAAGAUGAUAUGGAUUUAAUAGAGCAUAACACCAAGUUGGACAUCGAUACUUGGAAUAGAGAAUUGAUCCAGCGCGAUUACAACUUGUGGGAUGCUGUGGAAUGCUCCAAGUGGCUGCCUGUCAAUAUACUCGAUUGAUUGAUUGUAAAUUGAUCGGUUGUCGAUUGAUUGAUUAUCGAUUGAUUGAUUGUCGAUUGAUCGAUUCAUCGAUUGUCAAUUGAUUAUCAUGUGAUGUGCUCUACUGUUCACAUCUCCACUUAUUCACAAUCUUUAGAGGAAAUCUACUUGUAGAGAUUACAAGAAGUAAUCUCUAGUUAUUCUCUAGUGUGUUUGACAACUUGUUUGAAUCGCUCACUGAACAAUAAUGAGAUUGAGACUCAAACCCUAGUUUUUAUACCUUCAGUGUGAAACAAUUUUAAUUUCUACUGUACUUUCGUGUUCAAGUUGAUUUUAUAUUAUUAUGAUAGAAACCCAACCACCAUUAUUCCGUGGAAUUUGAUAGGAUUAUUUUAAAUACCAUUUAUGUUUCGAUUAUUUUAAAUAUAAUUAUUUGCUCCGUGGAAUUUAUUUUGAUUAUCUUAAAUACAGUAUUUAAAUUUUUUGAUGAAUGAAUAAAAUAUCCAUGAAUUAUGAAGAAAAA
This is a messenger RNA of Nilaparvata lugens (brown planthopper), 1635 nucleotides long. Its product is annotated as tRNA selenocysteine 1-associated protein 1. NCBI's taxonomy places the organism in Eukaryota, Metazoa, Arthropoda, Insecta, Hemiptera, Delphacidae. The record is from RefSeq and is a predicted model, not a curated record. Gene Ontology annotation, molecular function: RNA binding.